Molecule: messenger RNA, 2163 nt
Organism: Pieris napi
Lineage: Eukaryota; Metazoa; Arthropoda; Insecta; Lepidoptera; Pieridae
Product: opsin, ultraviolet-sensitive-like
Exons: 3
Coding region: 34-1680 (548 amino acids)
Biological process (GO): visual perception; G protein-coupled receptor signaling pathway
Cellular component (GO): membrane
Molecular function (GO): G protein-coupled receptor activity
Source: RefSeq, a predicted model, not a curated record
CGAGCGCGCGCGAGCGGUUGUGUCAUGUGAAUCAUGAUGCAAAUAACAAAAAUAAUCCUUAUACUAAUCCCGAUAAUAGUGCCAUGUGACAAUUCGGUGACAAAUGAACUCGACAUCAAAUGUAUAAAGAAAAGUGUUCUAAGCAAAGUGUACUGCAACAAUCUCGUGCGUUACGUCGAAAACUUUAAACUUUGGAAGAAACGUAAGCGAUUGACGAGUAUGUUUGAUGAGUUAAAGAUUAGAAUUAAACGAAGAGCAAUGGAUUACGAGUAUGUUUUGGAUGUGAAAAGCACACCUGUGGCUCGAGGCGAGCUUCGAAGCAGUUCUGAUAUUUUGGUAACAUUCAAGAGGAAUUGGCCUUUGGCGCUGUGGCGACGGUACCUGUUCACUGAUGACUACUUGCUCCUCAUCAAUCCUCAUUGGCUGAAAUUUGGACCACCAGAACCUGCCAUGCAAUAUCUCCUUGGUGGGUUAUACGUCACCAUGGCUGUUGUGGGCUGUUCGGGAAACGCAGUUGUUAUCAUAAUGUAUUUUAGAUGCCGAUCUCUCCGCACCCCAGGAAAUAUUUUGGUAGCCAACCUGGCCCUCAGUGACUUCAUAAUGCUGGCAAAAACACCAAUAUUUAUUUUUAACUCAUUCAAUCUCGGACCAGCGUUGGGAAAAACAGGUUGCGUGUUCUACGGUUUCGUUGGAGGUUUAAGCGGAACAACAUCAAUUGCUACUCUGACAGCGAUUGCUCUGGACCGAUACUGGGCUGUUGUCUACCCCUUACAGCCCCUUCGAGCCCUCACUGCCAUUCGAGCCCGCCUUUUCGCAAUAGGCGCCUGGAUCUACGCAGCCAUUUUCUCAAUAAUCCCAGCUUUAGAUAUCGGUUACGGCCACUACGUUCCAGAAGGCUUCCUCACCAGCUGCAGCUUCGAUUAUCUCACAGAUGAACUGCCCCCACGCUACUUCAUCUUUGUAUUCUUCUGCGCUGCCUGGUUCUUCCCCCUUUGCAUCAUCUGCUUUUGCUACACUAGGAUCCUGCGUAUCGUUGUUGGAACCAGAAAUAUGAAUAACAAGAAUCAAGAAGAGAAGAUGUCUUCGAGACAUGUUAAGGAACAAACCAAACGGAAGGCGGAAAUUAAAUUAGCAGGUCUAGUCAUAGCGGUUAUAGCUCUCUUCUUUAUAUCUUGGACACCAUAUGCAAUAGUAACGCUGCUUGGUAUAUUUGGUCAGAAAGACGUCUUAACUCCGGGUGUAUCCAUGAUACCGGCGCUGUUCUGCAAAACUGCAGCAUGUAUUGACCCAUUUAUUUAUAUCAUCACUCAUCCCAAAUUUCGGAAGGAGCUACAGAAGAUGCUUUUUAAAGAUAAAUCACGAAGAAUGACGGGGACAUUUAAGAGUGUUGCCUACUCCAUGGAAACGACCAAGGUGAACAGAAUUAGCAGAGAUUUGAGCGACACAGAUGUAGAAGUAAUCGAGAUGAAAGACAUUCCAUAUCAUAAUGAUGCUAAUGGCGAUCACAUUAAAACGGUAUCAUCCAAAGUAUCGAAGAGGCAAGAUUCACUAAAAUCUGAAGGAGGUGUGAGUAUGAAAAGCAUUGAAGCAGGCGUAGUGAGCCCUCCCUCUUGGUACACCAAGCCGCAGUUUUCAAGAGCGAGAAGUUUCAGUCGUAUUUCGAAUAAAAGUUCGUGUUAAUUAACACAAUAAUAAAGUUACUACAUAUCCUGAAUUAGAAUGUUUCCGUACUCUAGAUGCCAGAUUAAAAUUAUAGAAAUGUUGAUGUUGCUACUGAUCGAUAUUUGUAGCAAUUUCUUUAUCUGCACUUGAUAUUUAUAAUCUAGAGACAACAUGUUAUGGGAUCAGAUCUUCUACUAUUUUAUCCAUAUAUGUUUUGCCCAACAUACAGGGAAAGGCAAAGUAUAUAAUGUAUAGUGUAACUCAUGAUAAAAAUACUCAAUCAAGGUCACGAUUUUUAUCUUACAAUUAAGUUAUAUUAUAUAUAUCGUUUUAAAAACGGAACUAAAUUGUUCAAAAUAAAUUUUAUUAUCAAUAUAUUAUGAUAGUCUAUUCUUCCAGCUUUAGAGCAGUGUUGGUCAAGUGGCUUAAGCGUGCGACUUUCAUCCUUGAGGUCGUAUGUUAGAUCCCCAGCUGUGCACCAAUGGUCUUCAUUUCUAUGUG